AUUCGGUUUGCAGCAACCGGAGCUGAAACUUUGCAACCCGAGCGCGCACGCUCUGCGCUCGGCCCUGCCAGGGCAGCACGGGAGGGCGGCGCAGGAGGUGGGACCUGCGCCGGGAAGGCUCCGGGACGCCGGCGCUCGCGAAGCGGGGACCCCGGAGAGCCAGCAGGCCAGAAGACGGGCCGUGGGAGAACUGAUAGCGCCUCGGGAGACCCGAGGAAGUGGUCCCGGGUCGGGAGGCUCCCGUGCCGAGCCGAGGCCAGGGGUCUGGGGUCGGAGCCCGGCGUGCCUGCAGCUGCCGUCUCUCGGGAGCAGCAGCUGUGCCCGGGAUCCCGGCGGCGGUGGGGGAAGGAGGAGCUGCAGCUGGACUGUGGCAGCUGGAGGGAGAGGACCAGGCUCCCCUGGCGGAGCCGCGCUGGGACGACCCGCUGACCGCGGCCAUGCAGCCUUGACGGAGUCGCUCGGGCGCAGGGGAGCAGCCGCGGCGCGCCCUCCCGGGAAGGGGCACCGGAGCGCAGGCAGCAGCACUUUAUCUCCGACUCUCCAGCCCAGCGAGAGGCGAAGCAGUUUACCAUGGAACCCGUGACCAAGUGGAGCCCCAAACAAGUGGUGGACUGGACUAGAGGGUUGGAUGACUGCCUGCAACAAUAUGUCCACAAGUUUGAACGAGAGAAGAUCAAUGGCGAGCAGCUGCUGCAGAUUUCCCAUCAGGAUCUGGAGGAGCUGGGGGUCACGCGGAUCGGACACCAGGAGCUUGUGUUGGAGGCUGUGGACCUUCUCUGUGCACUGAAUUAUGGCCUCGAAACUGAUAAUAUGAAGAACUUGGUUCUGAAACUGAGAGCAUCUUCCCACAAUUUACAGAAUUACAUAAGUAGCCGGCGGAAAAGUCCCGCUUACGAUGGCAACACCUCCCGCAAGGCCCCCAAUGAGUUCCUGACCUCCGUGGUGGAGCUCAUCGGCGCCGCCAAGGCCCUGCUGGCGUGGCUGGACCGGGCUCCGUUUACAGGGAUCACUGAUUUCUCAGUCACGAAGAACAAAAUUAUCCAGCUUUGCUUGGACCUGACCACUACAGUGCAGAAGGAUUGCUGUGUAGCGGAAAUGGAGGAUAAAGUUUUAACUGUGGUCAAGGUUUUAAAUGGCAUCUGUGACAAAACAAUCCGAUCUACCACAGAUCCUGUGAUGAGCCAGUGUGCAUGUCUGGAGGAAGUUCACUUACCAAACAUUAAACCUGGAGAAGGCUUGGGCAUGUACAUCAAAUCAACCUAUGAUGGUUUACACGUGAUUACUGGAACCACAGAAAAUUCUCCUGCAGACAGAUCUCAGAAGAUUCAUGCUGGUGAUGAAGUCAUUCAAGUUAAUCAGCAAACUGUGGUGGGAUGGCAGCUGAAAAAUCUGGUGAAGAAAUUGAGAGAGAAUCCCACAGGAGUUGUGUUACUGCUUAAGAAGCGCCCCACCGGGUCUUUCAACUUUACUCCUGCUCCCCUGAAAAACCUACGGUGGAAGCCACCUCUUGUACAGACCUCACCUCCACCCACGACAACCCAGUCCCCUGAAAGCACUAUGGAUACCUCACUGAAGAAGGAGAAGUCGGCCAUCCUGGAUCUUUAUAUUCCUCCUCCGCCAGCUGUUCCCUACUCUCCCCGGGAUGAGAAUGGCAGUUUUGUUUAUGGAGGGUCCAGUAAGUACAAACAACCAUUGCCUGGUCCUAAGGGUUCAGAGUCCCCGAAUUCCUUCUUGGACCAGGAAAGCCGGAGACGAAGAUUUACCAUUGCCGACUCGGAUCAGUUGCCUGGGUACUCGGCGGAAACCAACAUUCUGCCCACAAAAAUGAGAGAGAAAACACCAUCUUAUGGCAAGCCACGGCCUUUGUCCAUGCCUGCUGAUGGGAACUGGAUGGGGAUUGUGGACCCUUUUGCCAGACCUCGAGGUCAUGGCAGGAAAGGGGAGGAUGCCCUUUGCCGGUAUUUCAGUAACGAGCGGAUUCCUCCGAUCAUCGAAGAGAGCUCCUCUCCCCCAUACCGGUUCUCCAGACCCACGACCGAGCGGCAUCUGGUCCGGGGUGCGGACUACAUCCGAGGAAGCAGGUGCUACAUCAACUCAGAUCUCCACAGCAGCGCCACGAUUCCAUUCCAGGAGGAAGGGACCAAAAAGAAAUCUGGCUCGUCAGCUACAAAAUCCUCGUCCACAGAACCAUCCCUCCUGGUCAGCUGGUUUACGCGACUCAAACUGUUGACUCACUGAGAGGGACCCUGCUCAGGCCACCUGCCUGGCUCCUGCCCCAAGUGCCUUGCUUUUACAGUGGACAGCCUCUUCUCGUUUCAGCCUCAGUAUUAUGUAGGGACCUUAAGCAAUUUCUUUUUUUUUGUUUUUUUUUGAAAAGUUAUCUACUGCCCUUCUUGGAAGUUUGCAGGAUUGGAUGGGAACAAAUUCAGAGGAUCUUAGGUGCUGGCUUGUGGAGACAAAAGGAGGGAAAUGGGUAGAGCCUGUUUGUCUUGCUUCCCCAGAGACAGAAUGUGAAGACAUGCACUAGAAUUCGCAGUCCUGGCCAGAGACGUUAUGGUCAUUGUGAGGGACUGGUGGCAUUGUUCCUCUUUGAGGGGCUGAGGGGACUAAAAUUGGUGGCUAUUUUCACACAGAUGUGUUGGUUUGUGGUCCAACUUCUUUUUCUGAAAAAGCCAGUGAGAAAACAUUUUUGAUUUGAUUUUUCUAAACUAUAUACCAUAUUUUAAGUGUAGCAGCUUUGACUUCGCAAUAACGUGGCAAGUAUCUGAUUUCUCCUUUGAGGCAGAGGUUUAAGUGUAGGCCUGUUACACUUGUUUGAUACCUUUUUCAUGACAGUCUCAGUAUAGAUUGUUGGUACAGAAACAUGAACACAUUUUGAUAGGGCUUAUUCCACACAAAGAAGUUUAUGGUUAUUUGUGUGGGGUGUUGUUGUUAUAUAUUAUUGUCUUUAAGGGAAAAGAAGCUAUAAGAUUCGCUGACAGCCAAAGUAUCAUUUAGAAGAGUGAAGCAACAAGAUUUAGGUUGAUGAAAGAUACAUCAGUUUGCAUUUUGACCUGUUCAGUGUCUGUCUUCCAGCACGGUGUGUACAGUUCUUCAAAAUUGUACGCAGUUUGCUAAUUAGAAAUAUCUUGGAAAGCCUCAUGGUCACUAAUUUUCAACUAGCAUCAGGUAUUUUGAAAACGUGUGUCUGGAUAUUAACUCUUGUUUAAACUGAAUGUAUGAUAUUUUGUUAGAAUGGAAAAGCACUAUCUUGUUAAUUUAAGUAUUUUAAAUAUAGUUGUAUAUUUUUCUUACUCUUA
This is a messenger RNA of Nomascus leucogenys (northern white-cheeked gibbon), 3299 nucleotides long. It is a transcript of the gene CNKSR3, whose product is annotated as CNKSR family member 3. Gene Ontology annotation, molecular function: protein binding. Gene Ontology annotation, cellular component: cytoplasm; membrane. NCBI's taxonomy places the organism in Eukaryota, Metazoa, Chordata, Mammalia, Primates, Hylobatidae. The record is from RefSeq and is a predicted model, not a curated record. Gene Ontology annotation, biological process: regulation of signal transduction.